AUGGCAUCAAGAUUCCUCCAAAGCUUCUCGCGCUCAGCGCCCAUUGCGACCCGCUCUAUCCAACAGCGAAGCGAAGUCCUCGCACCAGUAACCACCCGCACAUACGCCAGCAGCGCUGCACCCGGCCAAUCAUCCAACGUCUCCAACCCGCAAGCAAGCAGCGCCGAGAGCCAGUCCAUCAACAAAAGCGCCUCAGUCGGCCAGACCGACAAGAACGAUGGCGACCACGCAUCGAUACAGAACCCAGUCAGCCAUCCAGAGCACGACCGCGCAGGCGCGACGGAAGAGGCAACGGAAAGUCAGGACAACAUGAAGCAUGACCCGAAGGAGCCGGAUGCGAAGAAGAGGGAGAAGACGCUGAACUAUGGGCAGAAUAAGCCGCUGGAUGCGGCUGAUAAGUAG
Messenger RNA from Alternaria incomplexa, 402 nucleotides. RefSeq lists its product as uncharacterized. Lineage: Eukaryota; Fungi; Ascomycota; Dothideomycetes; Pleosporales; Pleosporaceae. The record is from RefSeq and is a predicted model, not a curated record. The transcript is spliced from 2 exons. Bases 1 to 402 code for a protein of 133 amino acids.